Messenger RNA from Capsella rubella, 3330 nucleotides. Its product is annotated as disease resistance protein ADR2-like. Gene Ontology annotation, molecular function: ADP binding. The record is from RefSeq and is a predicted model, not a curated record. Lineage: Eukaryota; Viridiplantae; Streptophyta; Magnoliopsida; Brassicales; Brassicaceae. The transcript is spliced from 5 exons. Gene Ontology annotation, biological process: signal transduction; defense response. Bases 10 to 3330 code for a protein of 1106 amino acids.
UCACCUGUCAUGGCUUCUUCUUCUUCCUCACCUGGAAACUGGAGAUACAAUGUCUUCACUAGCUUCCAUGGACCAGACGUCCGUCAGACACUUCUCACCCAUUUACGCAAACAGUUCAGCAGCAAUGGGAUUACGAUGUUCGAUGAUCAAGGGAUGGAGAGAGGCCACACCAUUGACUCAUCUCUCAAAGAAGCCAUUGGAGAGUCGAGGAUCGCGAUCGUAUUGCUCACGAAUAACUAUGCAUCUUCUAGUUGGUGUUUGGAUGAACUCUUGGAAAUUUUGGAUUGCCAAAAGAAAAUUGGGCAAAUAGUGAUGACUGUCUUCUACGGAGUGGAUCCUUCUGAUGUCCGCAAACAAAACGGAGAAUUUGGGAGAGUAUUCGAUGAAACUUGUGCUCGUAAAUCAGAGGAGCAAAAAGAAAAAUGGAGCAAAGCUUUGAACUAUGUGGGAAACAUAGCUGGAGAACACUUCCAAAACUGGGACGAUGAAGCAAAAAAGAUAGAGAAGAUUGCAAGAGAUGUCUCACUUAAACUGAAUUUCACACCGUGUAAGGAUUUUGAUGGCAAGAUUGGACUAGACAAUCAUGUGAGGGAAAUGGAGUCUUUGCUUGAUUUAGAUAAUCUUGGAGUUAAGAUUGUUGGAAUCUCUGGUCCUGCAGGCAUUGGUAAGAGUACCAUUGCCAGAGCUUUAUAUAGUCGCCACUCUGGUAAGUUUCACAAUCGUUGUUAUGUGGACAAACUUUGGGAGAACUAUAAGAUUGGUCAUGAUGAGUAUCCUUUCAAGUUGCGUUUACAUGAGGAAUUUUUUUCAAAAGUUUUGAAACAAAAUGGUAUGGAAAUAAGUCAUUUAGGAUUGAUAAAAGAAAGGCUUCAAUAUCAAAAGGUUCUUAUCAUUCUUGAUGAUGUGGAGAGUGUAGCUCAAGUGGACGCUUUGGCUCAUGAUAUUUCGUGGUUUGGUCCGGGAAGUAGGGUCAUUGUGGUCACUGAAAACAAAAACAUUUUGAAGCAGCAUGGUAUUAAUGUUAUAUACAAAGUGGGGUUUCCAUCAGAAAGAGAAGCUCUAAUGAUCUUUUGUCUUUAUGCUUUUAAACGAACCUCUCCACCUGAUGGGUUUAUGGAUCUUGCGUCUGAAGUUGUAGAAAUUUGUGACAACCUUCCAUUGGCUCUCUGUGUUUUGGGGUCAUCAUUGCGGGCAAGUAGCCAUGGUGAGUGGAAUGAUGAACUGCGAAGGUUUAAAAGUUCUCUCGAUGGAAGAAUUGAGAGUGUAUUGAAAGUGGGCUAUGAAAGUUUACAUGAGGAAGAUGGACUUCUUUUUCGCUUCAUUGCAGUAUUCUUCAAUUAUAAACGUGUUGAUGAUGUGACAUCCACUUUCCGCAAUACUGACGUAUUGGAUGUUAGACUUGGGUUGAAAAACCUAGUUGAUAGAUGUCUCAUACAUAUAGAUUGUGGUACGGUGGUAAUGCACAAUUUGCUACAGGUAAUGGGUAAAAAAGUUAAUUCCAAUGAAGAACUUUCCAAACGGAAGAUUCUAGAAGAUCCCGAUGAUGUUUGUGAUGUUCUAAAAGAGGCAAACGGUACUGGAUCAGUGUUAGGUGUAUCACUGAACAUAGCAAAGGUCAACAGAUUAAAUAUAAGCGAGAAGGCUUUUAUAAGAAUGUACAAGCUUCAUAUCCUAAAAGUCAAAGGUUGGAAAUAUGGCGGAGACAGACAGUUGUACGUACCAGAGAAUAUGGAGUUUCCAUGUAGCUUAAGGUUACUAGAUUGGGAGUCAUAUCCGAGAAAAUCUUUUCAGUUUUACCCCAAGAAUCUCGUCAUACUGAAUAUGAAUAAUAGCAAGCUCGAGAGGCUAUGGGAAGAAACUCAGGAACUACCAAAUCUCAAAGAGAUGGAUUUGAGUUGGUCAUCUUGUUUGAUGGAACUCCCAGACCUUUCAAAAGCUAAGAAUCUGAAGACAUUAUAUGUGAAUGGGUGCAAAGCUUUGGUAGAGAUUCCAUCCUCAGUUGUGAAUCUUCCUAAGCUAUAUGACUUAUUGAUGUAUAAAUGCAAAAGUCUACAGGUCAUUCCAACUCUCAUCAAUUUGGAAUCUAUCAAAUAUUUCUAUAUUGAUAACUGCCCACGAUUGAGAAUUUUUCCAGAAAUGCCAACCAACAUCAUGAAUCUCAGUAUAAAGACGACAGGGGUAGAAGAGUUGCCUGUAUCAUUUAGGCAUUGCUCUCAUCUUACAAAAGUUGAAAUAUCAGAGAAUGAAAAUCUCAAGAACUUCUCAACACAUCUCCCCACUAGUGUAACAGAGCUAAACUUCAGGGAUAGUCAGAUUGAGAGGAUUGCAGACUGCAUCAAAGGUCUCCAUAACUUAAAAAUUCUUAAUAUAUCAGACUGCAAAAGACUUGAGUCUUUGCCAGAGCUCCCUCAUUCGCUCCGUGAGCUAUUUGCAAGUAAUUGUGAAUCACUGAAGAGAGUAAGCGUCCCUUUAACCAUCCCAGAAGCAGAUCUCUAUUUUGGUAGCUGCUUCAGAUUGGGUCGACAAGCAAAACGAGCGAUUAUCCAAAGAUUGUGUUUCAAGGGGUUUACUUUGUUACCCGAAAUAGAAGUACCUGAAGAGUUUGAUUACAGAGGCAGAGGAACUAAGGUAACAAUUCCUCGAUCUGAUUUCAACAGAUAUAAGGAUUCCAUUGGUAAUCGAGCUAGAGGAGAUUCCUCAACAGUUGGUCCUUCCGAUUUCAACAUAGUCCAGGUUUGCCUUGUGGUGCCAACACUCUGGUUAGAUCAAGACUGGAGUUGCAAAUUCUCUGGCAAUUCAGUAAAGUAUAUGUUCUUUAUAACGACUUUCUUACCAAAAGUUACCUUCAUAAACAGGAAACAUAUACUCAUAUUUGUCAUUAGCUUGCCAUUAAUGGAUCCCUCUGAAGUGAGCAAAGAGAUAGUGCUUGAAUUCAAGUGUAGAUCAAAUUAUUGUAAAGACGAUAAUAAACUUUUUGAAUGUGGUGUCAAGAUCUUGACGGACGAACCAGAGGGAAUCAGAUGUUGGGGAUCUGGAGAAGAAGACUGGCAAACACGUUUAUACGACGAAGAAUCAGACAAAGAAGACAAUCGGAAUCUGAAUUGCUUGACAUUAGAAGAUCAUGAAUACGAAUCUGUAUCAGUGAAUCAGGAAGACUUUCUUGGUACUGUGACGAAGACCUCUGCUUUCACCGCAUAUGAAGAAGUCCUCUACAUGACUCUUUUUCUGAAGUCAGCUUGUCUUCCUUUCCCAGAUCAGCACAAUCACUGUGAUCGCCCUGAAGGGUCGAGGAAAAGGAAAUAUACAGUUAGAGCAACUAAGCAUAUGUGA